AUGGACGUGUCGACUCCCAAAGGUCCUGCGGCCGAACCUCAAGCGGCAGCCGAGGCGGCUCACAAUUAUAAGCACAACUCCGAUGAUCUCAAGGUCAGCCCCCUCACCAUCGAAGAGGGGUUCUCCGAGGGCGUCCAAGCCGGUGUUCGAAAAGUCGAGGCAACGGCCAUGGUCUGGAGUAACUGGCAUCUCGCCCUGGCAUAUGUAACCAUUUGGUUCAUCUACGUUAUUCUCUCGCUUCAAGAGGUCGUUGUUCGGGCCUUGACGCCGUUUGUCACAAGCAGUUUCUCGAUGCACUCGUUGACAGCGACAACAUCCGUCAUGGCGAGCAUCAUCGGCGGUCUUUCCAAACUUCCUCUGGCAAAGAUUCUCGACACAUGGGGUCGUCCCCACGGUCUCGCAUUGAUGCUACUCGUCUGGGUGCUCGGUUUUGUCAUGAUGGCUGCUUGUAAGAACGUGGAGACGUACGCUGCUGCACAAGUAUUCGCUGUCGUCGGUGCGCAGGGUGUCAGCUACUGUCUGACAGUCUUCAUCGCCGACACGUCGACUCUCAAGAAUCGCUCACUCAUGCUGGCAUUUGCCUCCUCGCCUUAUAUCUUCACUACAUGGGCCGCCGGCCCUAUUGCCGACAGCGUUCUUGCUGGCCCUGGCUGGGAGUGGGGUUUUGGAGUCUGGGCCAUCACGACACCAGUCGUCGUCUUGCCACUGAUAUUCCUUUUCUUCUGGAAUCAGAACAAAGCCAAGAAGAUGGGCCUGCUUCCUGAGCAAAGCACUAUCAAGAACCUGACGCUCAAGUCUGUCGGACGUUAUCUGAUUGAUAUUGAUGCCGUUGGCCUUCUGCUUCUUGCUGCUGGCAUGGCACUCUUCCUGCUGCCCUUCAACAUCUACUCGUACCAGUCCGAAGGCUGGAAGAGCCCGAUGAUCAUCAGCAUGAUUGUCGUCGGCGCCGUGCUCAUCGUUGUUUUUGUCUGCUACGAAAAGUUUUUCGCUCCUGUCACGUUCAUUCCCUUCGAGCUGAUUGCCGACCGGACCGUGCUCUGCGGUGGGCUCAUGUUCACGUUUGUCUUUUUCAAUUCUGGCAUUUGGGGCGCCUACUUCUCUUCGAUGCUCCUAGUCGUCUGGAACCAGGGUGUCGAGAAGACGACGUACAUCAUCAACAUCUACCGCACAGGCUCUUGCUUCUUCGGCAUCGUCGUCGGUCUGCUUAUCCGCUACACUGGACGCUUCAAGCCUUUCGCGCUGUACUUCCUCAUUCCGCUCAUGAUGCUCGGCGUUGGUCUUAUGAUCGAGUUCCGACAGCCUGAUCAGAACAUUGGCUAUGUUAUCAUGACUCAGAUCCUCAUCGCCUUCGCAGGUGGUCCCAUUGUCCUCUGUGGCGAGAUGGCCAUGAUGGCACCGUCAGACCAUCAGCACAUUGCUGUCAUCAUCGCCAUUCUUGACCUCUUCGGCAGCGUUGGUAUGGCCAUCGGCUCCACCGUCGCCGCCGCCAUCUGGACAGGCACUUUCAAGAACAACCUUAUCAAGCAUAUGCCCGAGGGAUUCAACAACAUCGAGAACAUCUACAACAACAUGUAUGCGCAACUUGCGUACCGGUACGGUACCCCUGAGCGUCACGGUAUUGCACUCGCAUACGGCGAUUCGCAGCGAAUCAUGCUCAUCACUAGUGUCACUGUGCUUGUCGGUGCCCUUGUCUCGACCGCUUUCUGGAGGAACAUCAACCUCAAGACCAUCAAGCAGGUCCGCGGCAACGUGAUCUGA
Verticillium nonalfalfae is the source of this 1758-nucleotide messenger RNA. RefSeq lists its product as uncharacterized. NCBI's taxonomy places the organism in Eukaryota, Fungi, Ascomycota, Sordariomycetes, Glomerellales, Plectosphaerellaceae. The transcript has 3 exons. Bases 1 to 1758 code for a protein of 585 amino acids. The record is from RefSeq and is a predicted model, not a curated record. Gene Ontology annotation, molecular function: transmembrane transporter activity. Gene Ontology annotation, biological process: transmembrane transport.